AUGUCCUUCACACACGCGCCCGUGACCCGGCUUGCGGUCAUGGGUCUCGUCGCGGGCUCCAUCCUGGCCAGCAUCCUCGACGUCAAGCACUACUUCUACAUCCUCAUCGACACCCACAUCUGGCGCUACCGGCAGUUCUGGCGGCUGAUGACCUACCAGCUGUGCUAUGCCAACUCGUCCGAGGUGCUCUUUGCUGCCAUGACCAUCUACAACUUGCGCAUCAUCGAGCGCAUGUGGGGUUCUCGCAAGUUUGCUUCUUUCCUCAUUGUCUCAUAUCUCCUCACCGCCAGUCUCCCCCCGCUUGUCAUGGUUGUCCUGCGGCCUCUGACUGCUGGAUGGUUCAACUACAUGCCGGCAGGUCCGACUCCCAUCAUCUUUGCGAUGCUGGCGCAGUACCACGCCAUGGUGCCGCACAUGUACAAGUACCGCGUUGCCACGUCCGAGGCACCGCCAACAAACGAGCCAUUUGUCGGGCUGACCUUCUCGGACAAGUCUUACAAGUAUGCCAUCGCCGUCCACCUAGCGCUGCUACAGUGGCCGGGCUCGCUACUGGGGGCCGUCAUUGGCUGGGUGGUGGGAUACUCGUGGCGGGAGGGACUCCUGCCGGCAGCGUUGGUACGCUGGCGAGUGCCGGGCUGGGUGGUGGGGCUGAGCGCACAGAGGCGCAGCGCCGAGUUCGAGGGACUGAGGCGGCGACUCGAGGGAGAGAGCUCGGCCGUGACGACGGGCGCGCAGGGAGCCCAAGGCGCGGGUGAUGGACAAGCUGAGCGGAGGAGGACCAUGGGGCAGCAGAUUUACGACCAGAUGCGAGAGGUGCUCUAG
Molecule: messenger RNA, 822 nt
Organism: Ilyonectria robusta
Lineage: Eukaryota; Fungi; Ascomycota; Sordariomycetes; Hypocreales; Nectriaceae
Exons: 2
Coding region: 1-822 (273 amino acids)
Cellular component (GO): membrane
Molecular function (GO): serine-type endopeptidase activity
Source: RefSeq, a predicted model, not a curated record